AUGCGGUGGAAAAGGAACGUCUUGCGGCUGCUUCUUUUGGCCGCCGCGGUGGUGACUCUUUUCGCCCUGCCCGCCAUGGCCCACGCUGUAAAAUUAGAACGCUCCAGGGAGCUUGACGCGAAAACAUUUCACAGUGUUGUGAAUGAUCCAUCGAAGCACGUGUUUGUCGUCUUUUAUGCCGAGUGGUGCGUUCACUGCCUUCGCCUUCUGCCCAAAUGGGACGAGUUGGCAGGCGAAAUGAAAGAAAUGCCGAAUGUUGUCAUUGCGCACAUUGACGCAUCUUUACACUCCGAAAUCGGAGUUCAAUACGGCGUGCGCGGCUUCCCGACGCUGCGGCUCUUCACAAAGGGAAACAAGGAAGGCGCACUUUACCAAGGCCCGCGCGAAGUGACGGCGUUGAAGAGUUUUGUCACGAGAUUUAUGUAG
This is a messenger RNA of Trypanosoma cruzi, 426 nucleotides long. Its product is annotated as protein disulfide isomerase, putative. Gene Ontology annotation, biological process: protein folding. Gene Ontology annotation, molecular function: protein disulfide isomerase activity. The transcript has a single exon. Bases 1 to 426 code for a protein of 141 amino acids. The record is from RefSeq and is a predicted model, not a curated record. Lineage: Eukaryota; Euglenozoa; Kinetoplastea; Trypanosomatida; Trypanosomatidae. Gene Ontology annotation, cellular component: endoplasmic reticulum.